UACAGCAAGUGUUUUCUCUUUGGUGAGUAGCUGUUUGUCUCACUUUAUUUACUUGGUAUUGGGUAUUUGUCAAUGUCAUUUCAUAUCUGCAGAAAAUUCAUACGUUCCAUGGAAGUAUGUAUGUGUGUGAGUGUGCUGAAGGUCACAUGACUGUUUCAUCCUAUUUGGUGGAGCAGCUUGACUUUUUUUCUCUUGCUUUUGGUGAUGGUUGUGAGUGCAGAAGUUGAUUGACAGAUGCAUGCCAGAAACCCCCAUUCUCCUUUUCAAAGACUACAUAUGAUGGAUUGCGAUCUUUCAGCUCAGCAGGACACAGGGACCAUGCAAGCUGUAAUUGGUCAGGAUCCAAUGAUAGCUGGACAAGUCAGUAAGCCCUUGCUGUCACUGCGGAGUGAAAUGAAUGCAGAGUUGAGAGGUGAGGACAAGGCAGCUACUUCAGACAACGAGCUGAAUGAGCCCUUGCUUGCGCCUGUGGAAUCAAAUGACAGCGAGGACACUCCCAGCAAGCUCUUCGAGGCCAGAGGAAACACAGUGCUGCCUGACACAAGUCCAGCAGAGCAGCACCAACCCAGCCAGUCCCAUCCUGCAUUCCCUGUUGGGCCUCAGCAGCUACUGACAGCCCAACAGCUGGCCUCAGCAGUAGCAGGGGUGAUGCCAGGAGGCACUCCAGCCCUUAAUCAGCCAAUCCUUAUUCCUUUCAACAUGGCUGGGCAGCUGGGGGGCCAACAGGGACUCGUCCUGACUCUACCUACAGCGAAUCUCACCAACAUCCAAGGACUGGUAGCAGCAGCUGCAGCAGGAGGCAUCAUGACUUUGCCAUUGCAAAAUCUACAAGCUACCUCAUCCCUGAACUCCCAGCUUCAACAGCUUCAGCAUCUUCAGCAGCUCCAGCACCAACAGCAGCAGCAGCAAAGCCAGCAGCAGCAGCAAGGUCAGCAGGCACAGACUCCACAGCCACCCCAGCAGACCCAGCAGUCACAGCCACAGCCAUCAGCACCACCGCAGCAGAACCAAACACAGUCCCAGAGCCAGAGCCAACCUCCUCCGGCCCCACAGUCCUCCAGCUCCCCUCAGAAACCCAGCCAGUCACCAGGGCAUGGCCUUCCAUCUCCUCUUACUUCACCAAAUCCACUGCAGCUGGUUAAUAAUCCACUAGCAAGUCAAGCAGCAGCCGCUGCAGCAGCAGCAGCCAUGGGCUCCAUAGCAAGCUCCCAGGCCUUUGGCAAUGCCCUCUCCAGUCUUCAGGGGGUCACAGGUCAACUCGUCACUAAUGCACAAGGACAGAUUAUUGGAACAAUCCCACUGAUGCCUAAUCCAGUCCCCUCCAGCCAGGCGGCAAGUGGAGCUCAGGGACUUCAGGUGCAGCCGAUAACUCCACAGUUACUGACCAAUGCCCAGGGUCAAAUCAUCGCUACUGUCAUCGGCAACCAGAUACUCCCAGUGAUCAAUACCCAGGGAAUAACACUAUCGCCGCUCAAACCAGGCCAGCAGCUCCAUCAGCCCUCCCAGACGCAAGUGGGACAAGCAGCCUCACAAUCCAAUCUCCUGCAUUUGGCUCACAGUCAAGCAUCUAUGUCUCAAAGCCCAGUGCGUCAGGCUUCCUCUUCUUCCUCCUCAUCCUCCUCCUCUUCAGCUUUGAGUGUUGGCCAGUUAGUCAGCAAUCCUCAAACAGCCACUGGAGAGGUCGAUGGGGUUAACCUGGAAGAAAUCCGAGAAUUUGCCAAAGCCUUUAAAAUCCGGCGCCUUUCCCUUGGCCUGACACAGACUCAAGUUGGCCAAGCCCUAAGCGCCACCGAAGGCCCAGCCUAUAGCCAGUCUGCCAUCUGCAGACACACCAUCCUGAGAAGCCACUUUUUCCUACCACAGGAAGCCCAAGAGAACACUAUAGCUAGCAGUCUGACAGCCAAACUGAACCCUGGCCUUUUGUAUCCUGCCAGGUUUGAAAAGCUGGACAUCACCCCUAAAAGUGCCCAGAAGAUCAAGCCGGUGCUUGAGCGGUGGAUGGCUGAGGCUGAGGCCCGCCAUCGAGCAGGGAUGCAGAACCUUACCGAGUUUAUCGGAAGUGAACCAUCCAAAAAGCGCAAGAGGCGCACCUCGUUCACGCCACAGGCCCUUGAAAUCUUGAAUGCUCACUUUGAGAAGAACACACAUCCCUCUGGGCAAGAAAUGACAGAGAUUGCAGAGAAACUGAACUAUGACCGGGAAGUAGUUAGAGUUUGGUUCUGCAAUAAGAGGCAAGCACUGAAGAACACAAUUAAACGUUUGAAACAACACGAGCCUGCGACAGCAGUUCCUAUGGAGCCUUUAACAGACUCUCUGGAAGAAAACUCCUAAAAAAAAAAAAAAAAAACAAAACAAAACAAAGCAAAACAAAACAAACCACACAGAAAAUAAACCCGCACCAACAGAAACGCAACCAUUUGAACUCUGUGAAAAUACCUAUUCAUCACCCUUGUAAGUAAAAGACUGAGAAAACUGCGAGAAGGACAGAACAGUUUAUAAAUGUCCAUGGGUUUUCCUAUUUAAAAAAAAAAAAAAAAUACACAACACUUAGUGUUUGUGUGUCGUAGAAUUAGUUCCCCCCAAAAAAAGAAAAAGCCAGUUUUUUUAAAUGGACUUAAAGUAAACCAAAUAACUGCUUACUUUUUUCUGUAUAUUAUGAAAAUAUGAACACAUUUUAAGGAAAAACAAAACAAACAAAAAAAAAUAAGAAAAAAACUUUUAUCUGUUUAAAAGAGAAUACAAGCCUGCCACCUGGAGGAGUGAUUGUAGCCUUUCAGGUAUCAAGUGCUGAUUCACUAUGAAAACUAUUAACCAAAGUCAGAAACACGGCAUUGCAAACUAGAUUGUUAGUCUACUCUUUUAUGAGCGUAAAAUUGUGUUAUGAAUUUUUACAUUUGUAUUUUGCAAAGAGAAAAACAACAGGAUUAGUUUUCUUUCAUUCUUGUUUGCACCCCUGCAGGUGUGUGUACAAACAGGUGUUGAAGCCAUUCCAUAGCGGUCACCUCGUUCUCUUUUAGUCCAGAGUUUUGCAAUCUCCUAGUGUUUGGGUGCCAAAAAAUAACUUCUUUUUAUUGUGACUGGUGGGGUAUGGUGUUUCUCUUCUAAGGGUGUCUGUCUUGGUUUUCAUUUUUCUAUUUUUAUUUUUUGUUUCUGAUUCUAUUUACUGCCUCCUCCCUUCCAGCUCAUUCUCCGCCCCUUCCCCAAACCCACAUAACCCAGUACUGUUUGAAGACUUUUACAAUGAUCCACUGAAAUGCAACUGAGGACCAAGAAGGAUUAGGAUUAUGUCUGAUGGACUGUCAGCCCACAGUGAACGUUGUGCUUUUUGUGGAAUGUGUGGCUUGGGAUUUCUCUGUCCUUUGGCUGGGAACCUGGAGAGGUUACCACACCUCAUUUUGUAGUAUAAAUAUAAACUGCACACUUGGUUCAGUACUGCAUCUGUAUUAUGGUUCCAUUUGAAGCAAUUUCUCUCCAAAGUCUGCUAGCCAAAGAAAUUUCUUGAGAUUCUGACGAAAACAAAUUGGCAGACCGAGAAGAGGCAAGGAGGUUUUGAUCAUUAGAUCACUAUGGACUGUUUCAAUGGUAGUGCUUUGUUCCUUUUGCCUUUUUUUGGGGGUUAUCCUGAUAUUUAUUGGUGCCUGCCCUGUUGACUUCUUCAGUAGGAUGAUGUGUUUGCUGACACCACUGGCUAGCCUAAGCAACUGGGAUGUACAGAAACCCAGUGAAUAUCCCUUGGCAAUGUAAGGUGGCUCACCUGCAAUAUGAAGGUGAACUGAUUUUCCUUUAAAGACAGUUUACCUUUGUGGCUUCCUUUCUGACUGGACAAACAUCACUAAAAUACUGUGGUCAUUGGACCUAAAAGUAUACCAAGGCUUAGGGCGAGAGAAAAGUGUUGCAGGUUCUUGAUGGGGUAUGGGCUGACCCGUGAGGGUUGUCUGCAGUUUUCAUCUUUGGUUGAGUUCUGCUCCAGCCUUUGGGGUUCAGCCCUGUUAGGGUGAAAGCUGCAUCUUGAUCAGGUCUUCCCAAAAGAAAAUAUCAGGGAUUUGGUUCAGCUCACUGUAGAAAUGGUAAAAUUCUGCUAGUAUAACUCCUGAUUGCAGUCCUUGACCUUAGGAUGGCUAUACUGGAUCCUGGUUUACCCAGGAUGCUGGUCUACUCAGGAUGUGGAAGUAAGUUCCUGAAGUGCUAGAGUCUUCAAAUAACACCUCUUUUAUUACCAGAGUUUCCCAGAACUCAAGAACUCCAAAACUUAGUGAAAGAAACAGACUUUCAUUGAUGUCAAUAGACUUUGAAUCUGGCCCUCGCUAUUUUAUUAAUGGGAUUUGCCUUGUAGAGUGUGGCAUUUGCUACAUGGCUGGGAGAGUUUUAAGGUUUCAGAGAACCAUCAUCUGGGCCAGAAACUGCUUCUAAAUGUGAGCACUCUCAAAGGUCAGGGCUGGAGAGCACUGACAAUCCAGUCCUCCAGGAUGGGCUCACAUCCAGCAAAUGCAUUUUAGGCUUUAAGCUUCGGCAGGGUGUGUUUAAGGAUAUUUCCAGUAUUGCUUUUAUGAUGAGGAGAGUGAGGAUUGUUAUUGACUCUUUUUCAGCUGUUGAUAUAUAAAUAACUGCUGGGGGAAAAAAAACACCUCAGUAACCACAGGCAAAUUGCGAGGGACAAAGAAGAUGCUUUACCCAAGCUGAGCAUGUAAAGUGAAGACAGUCUCAUGGCUACAUCUGCCCCUCUGAGUGUUGUUUUUUUUUCUGCCCUCUGUCUCCAAACAUACCUAUAUCCACAGAAAUAUCUCUGUUAUCUAUAUAAAACAGCCCUAAAUUUGUGGCCACUGGUCAAUUUACAUAACAAUCAGACUACCAACUAGAAGCCAACAGGGAAGCAGGGAGGAACGGAUCGUAUUUGGAAGCAAAUGCUCCUGAAACCCUACCCAUGUCUUCAGUACACUCCUAAUUGCCCAGUCAUUAAUGCCACAUACACGAUUACCUGUUCAGUCACCCUUAAGACCAUACCCUCCCCCGCUCCAUC
Molecule: messenger RNA, 5017 nt
Organism: Empidonax traillii (willow flycatcher)
Lineage: Eukaryota; Metazoa; Chordata; Aves; Passeriformes; Tyrannidae
Gene: POU6F2
Product: POU class 6 homeobox 2
Exons: 10
Coding region: 235-2331 (698 amino acids)
Biological process (GO): regulation of transcription by RNA polymerase II
Molecular function (GO): RNA polymerase II cis-regulatory region sequence-specific DNA binding; DNA-binding transcription factor activity, RNA polymerase II-specific
Source: RefSeq, a predicted model, not a curated record